CUUAAAUCCACUCAUCUCCUAACUUUUCUCGAUAAAUGAGCCAGAAGAGCCAUCAAAACGUUUGAUGCAGGUGCUGGCACAACAGCAAAAGCAAAAGAGCAAACCACCUAGCAACACCAUGGUUGCCACCGUACCGGUAGGUAGAUCAAGGAAAUGAAAGAUGCAAGACGACUCUGGAGGCAAAGAAUAGGUCUACUCCUUGCGUUGCAGUGGAGUUCCCAAUUGUCAACUCUUUCAUCGACUACAGCAACGGCAUUUCAAGUGUCGUCCCAAUUAUGGAAGAAGACUUUGCAAGUGUCGUCUCCUUGUCUGGACGUUUCCUUGAAAGGCAGCAAUGACAACUUUGAUGCUCCAGCAGACAGCAGCAACACUCCAAAAGGCUGCGUACUAUUUCGGGCAACGAUUCCCCGGACGAUGCCAGAGAGGCGUCGUAGCAAACGAAAACGGAACAUUGAGGAGGACAAUGUGGUGCCUUGCUCAUCCAACUAUGAAUCCAUAAUGACAAGCUACUUUCAGCAGACCCAAUCCACUAAUACUAACGCGACAAUCAUUCACACUGCAACACCCUCCGAUUACAUGCCGUCCACGGUGGAUUUUGCAAUGCCAGCCAACUGCAGUUUGCUGCCAGAGAUUUGCCGUUCUCUCCCUGCCACACGAUUGUCCGUGGUGGUGGCACAAUGGAAUGCCAAUCCAAGCAGUGACGCAAUGGACGAGAUGACUACUAGAAGUAGAAACCUUCCUGACUACCUGUCACGGGCCAAGGCUGUAUGGUCGAAUUUGGGGAACCAUGAGGAGGACAAGACCGUCAGCAGCUUUUGCAUCUCUCCCGGCAAUUCCAAACAAGGAAAUGGCAAGCAACGACAGUCUAGGGCGAAAACAUCCUCGGAACCAUCGGGCAUCAUGGGCAGGACAUGUCAUCAAAUCUCCGAGAUCAUGACACAAUGUAUGGGGUGGGUUCCGCACACAAAAGCUUCUUCGACUUUGGAUCCUACGUUUUCGUUUCUAUUGCGAGCUGAAAAUAGUCGCAACCAAGACAGCAGCAGCGUUCCCAAACAGUAUGCAUUGGAACUGAUGGUCUUGGAGCGACGAUGGCCACUGCCCAAACUCAACAACAAUAAUAAUAAUCCCAACACGAAAAGGAUUGAAUCCUUUGUGGUGGCCAGGUCCGCCAACCUACAACCCAACGAGGUUGUUUGGGAUCCCUUUUGCCAACGGGGCACCUUUCUUGUGGAAGCCGCCAAGUACUGGCCCACGGCAACCUAUCACGGAACCGACAAGAAUAUGGGACAUCUCCAACACGCACAAAUGAAUGCCAAGUCCACCGCCACGCACUUGCACUUGUAUCAUCAUGUCAAUGCUUCUUUUCCCAAUGGACCCAUCAUGGUCGACAAGAUUCUGACUCGUCUUCCGUCGCGUCGCCACCAAUCGUACUAUCAAAGGUUACUGACAGAGUGGUCCAACAACGUUUUGCGACCUUCUGGUACUGUGGUCCUACUUGUCAAUGUCCCGGACGAUCUGGAUGCCUUGAAAAUGGCCGUCCACAACCUGUCGGGCCGCUACGAGAUCUCAUUCCUUCGAAGUCCCUCGUUUCCGGUGGGCAAUACGAAUUCGUCACGUCGUCGUGCCACCCUGGCGAUUCUGCGGCAUCGCCUGCCACCACGACAGAGCAAGAAGGAACAAAGUGUAUCGUCAAGCCUCGAAACGAGGCCUCCGCAACAAUCCACCACGAGAGUGGGGUUGCUGGAAUGGGAACAAGAGCGAUUGCAGGCAGCAGGACUUUUUGCAUCUGCCGACACCAAGGCGAUGCAGCAAGUUUGGGCACAAAUUAGGUCAGAGACACUUCCUUGGAUGGUGCCCUAUACAAGCCGCAAACUGGAGCAAACAAGAAUCCAAUUGUCCAACGGAAAGUUGGUGUAGCUAGCUCGUGGUAUACAUUCAAUCAAUUUUGAUGCCAGGCAAGAAUACGGGGGACAGUGGGUUGUUAACUGUGGGUUGUUGCGCUUUUAGUGGCUUUUGGCUGAAUUGGUUCUGUGUUCUAUUAGUACGAAAGUUAAAACGCAGUUCGGAAGCUCACGCAUACACGCGUAUAGACGCAAUGGAGGAUGUUUUCCUGGUUUCCUUUCAAGCUUGAUUCCGGCAUCAACCCAAAGCCCGAGGUCAGCCCCGACAUAGAUAGAGUUCCGACGUAAAAUGCACUGACAUAGAUGAUAGAAGUCGGCAAUAGUUCGUUCAUCACGCACAGAUUUCAUGCAUUAGGGGCACUUCAAAUUUCCAGUAGUGGCCUUUGUGGAGAUGGUGGAUCGCUUUGUCAUGGAGGAGACUCCAGAUGAGCCUGUGGACUCUAGUUCGGCAGCAUCACUGAGUGAGGAUACCAUUUCCACGUCUUGACGAGGAGGUGGCAUGACUGCCCGAUGAUUGUCAUCUUCGCCGCCAUUGUCGAUGCGGGCCUGAGCGUCUCCCAGGGGAAGCACGGGUUCGGCUGCAACACCCGGGGCAGCAGCUGCAAACGGGAGAGCUGCCAUGAUACCCACUGCU
Molecule: messenger RNA, 2535 nt
Organism: Seminavis robusta
Lineage: Eukaryota; Bacillariophyta; Bacillariophyceae; Naviculales; Naviculaceae
Source: the annotation of a GenBank genome assembly